Molecule: messenger RNA, 1779 nt
Organism: Saccharomyces mikatae IFO 1815
Lineage: Eukaryota; Fungi; Ascomycota; Saccharomycetes; Saccharomycetales; Saccharomycetaceae
Gene: LRE1
Product: Lre1p
Exons: 1
Coding region: 1-1779 (592 amino acids)
Source: RefSeq, a predicted model, not a curated record
AUGCCUAAUACGUAUACUCAGCAUGUGCAAAUGUCAGAGCCAAACCCUGUAAAUACUUUGUCUACGCCAUCUAAAAGAGGUCACCGCCAUCGCAGGUCGCUAGCAAUAUCGGGAGAUUUUGAUUUUCUAAACCAGUCUCCAGCGAUUGCAAGUUUGCCACUUACACAACCACCAGAAAAGUGUCCUGCAACGGCCCCAGCUGCUGCGUCAAGUACCUUAUCACCUAUAAAUUACAAUAGAUUCUCUUGUAAAAUCAAUGAAGACGCUGGAACGUUAGAUUUGCCUGAACCAAGAUUUUAUCCGUUAUCACCAAAGAACAAUUUGCAAACACCAAGCCCUCGCUUUUUUAUCAGUGAAGAACCAAGUUUCUCAUCACCAGUUAAAGGUGUCCCUGAUGCGAUUAUCAACCUUGACGAUGUGUUGAAGACAAGACCCAGGUCAUUCAAAUCUCAUAGAAGAUCAGAAUCCGCACCUCCCGACUUAGAGUUUAUGAUGGGUAAAGGCAAUUGUACAGCCAGCUCUAACUCUAUGAUUAAAGAAGAGGAAGACUCUGUAAUUGAAUUAGAAUCGAAUAAUGAGUCAUACAAGCAAGAACUUCCGACAGCAUUAUUAUCCCCACUGCGGCCUUCCCUCUGUACAUCCGAACAGGCCAUCGAAAUAGAUGAUCCGACCCUUAAUGGGUCUCCGACUCACCACAACCGUGGAAUGCAAAAUCCUAAUGCACGUAACUCUGAUAAAUUCAAUUCAUUGAAGAUUAAAGGUCAAAAGCAAAGGUAUUAUCAUUAUACAAAGCAAAUACCUUUGAGCGUGGGCUCGGACUCACAAUCUCCAAAAGAACAAAGGUCAGCUACCUCAAUGACGCUAAAUCAAGCAAUGACUCCUUCUUCUUUUGCCUAUACUCCUUCAAAACUAGCUUCUACACCGGCAACUCCUGUAUCUUUCUACGAGAACAAUACGAAUAUUAACUUGGAAAAUGACAAUUAUACCACUGGAUUAAAAGAUAACCUUAGAUAUGCCAAUGAUAAUAUCUCAAAAAAAUAUGGAACUCCACAGCUUGAUUGUGUGUUGGAUACUAAUAAAAGGCAGGAUUUUAACGGCGAAGCGAGGAGAAGAAGAUCGGGUAGUCCUAUCUCCCACAUGCAACACCGCAACUUGAUUGAUAGUAUGAAAAGUAGACGAAACAGUAACACAACAAACUCGACCUUCAACUACAAAAGUAAGCAUUAUGAGAUGCCAUAUAAUGAUAUGAUGAAAAACGAAAACAAAAACAAAAACGCACAGUCCAUGCACUCUUCAAUUAAUGGUGCCAAUAAUGAAAGCAGUGCCGGCGAAGUGAUGUUAAAAACAGAUUAUGUACCUUUCCAACACUCUCCGGUCAAAUCCUACACGCCUGAUGGCAAAGAAGGAAUUGAUACAUUCAAGAGUAAUGAUAGUAAUGAAUAUUCCAACUUUGAAGAACAGGCCAGGACCAAUUUGCAGCUAAGUCGGGAUAUCCUCAUGGGUGAACCAGGUGAUAUGGUUGAUCUAUCUUCUUUUGUGACCUCACCAAGAAAAGCUUCGAACGAAACCGGCGAUUUAGCCUUCAAUUUAUCUCAGGACGAUAGGUAUGAUACCAAUAACACAUCAAAAACCAUUCAUGCAAACACUAGUGCAACGACAAGUAAUGAAAGCUGGUGCAUAAGCGACAAUGCAUUGGGAAAGCAAGGGCAGGAUAGUGAAGUUAGAAGUAAAAGAAAAUCCAAAUUGGGACUCUUUAGACAUAUUUUUUCAAGAAAGUAA